UCAGCGGUUCGACCUCUGCAGCCGGAGACAGACGCGGGUUUAUUCUUCACCACAGUCAGCGAGCUCAAUCAAACAUGUACGCCUGUGCAAAGUUCGUGUCCACACCCGCACUGGUCCGCUCUGGCUCAAGGGCGCUGUACAGACCCCUCUCUGCCUCUGUGCUCUCCAGGCCAGAUGUCAGCUCUGCAGAGGCCAGCCCAGCCUUCCUGCCACAGACCGCCGUUUCCCAGGUUGCAGUGCGGGGUUUUCAGACAAGCGCCAUAAGCCGUGACAUCGACACAGCCGCCAAGUUCAUUGGUGCUGGUGCCGCCACUGUGGGAGUGGCAGGUUCAGGAGCUGGAAUCGGAACAGUGUUCGGCAGUCUCAUUAUUGGAUAUGCCAGGAACCCAUCUCUGAAGCAGCAGUUGUUCUCAUAUGCUAUCUUGGGAUUUGCCCUGUCUGAGGCUAUGGGUCUCUUCUGUUUGAUGGUGGCUUUCCUCAUUCUGUUUGCCAUGUAAAUACUGCUCCGUCCACCUCUUCCCACAGCUGUGACGACGUGUUUUACACUGGCUACCAAAAGAGUUCUGUGUUGGUGUCAUAAAAUUGUACAUUUUCCAAGUUUUGUUGAAGGCUGAAAAGAUAAAACAUGUAUUGUAAAAAUGUAUCCAAAUACAGAAUAAAUACAUGUAUUUCACUAUUUAAAA
Messenger RNA from Rhinichthys klamathensis goyatoka, 683 nucleotides. RefSeq names its product ATP synthase membrane subunit c locus 3b (gene atp5mc3b). The coding region runs from base 75 to 497 and encodes 140 amino acids. NCBI's taxonomy places the organism in Eukaryota, Metazoa, Chordata, Actinopteri, Cypriniformes, Leuciscidae. The record is from RefSeq and is a predicted model, not a curated record. Gene Ontology annotation, biological process: proton motive force-driven ATP synthesis; proton transmembrane transport. Gene Ontology annotation, molecular function: proton transmembrane transporter activity. The transcript has 5 exons.